UCAGCUUUCCGUAUGGCUAGGUUUUCAUAUGCAAAAUAUGUUUAAUUGUAACGAUUACACUCACUUCUAGUGCCCUUGGAGUUACAAAUAUAGUUUUUAAUGUAUCUGCAAAGUUGGACGGCCUAGUGUUCAUCGUAUCUCGUUUUGAUCUGUUUGCUCGUCUCUGGAUGGAGUCCAGGGCUUGGAGCGAGCAGAUAAAAAUGACGCCGGAUUUUCAGCCGCAUUCAAAGAUAGAACUGCCGGCAAUAGUGUCUGUAGGAGCAUGCUUUUUUAUGUCAACAAUUUAUGUGGCUAGUCUGUAUGUAUGGAGAUCGAGGCAUGACCGAGAUCAUCCCGACACUAUAAAAAGACGGUUUUUUAGUGUGUUUAUAGUGAUGCUGGUAUCACCAGUGUUUGUAUGGAUUCUUACGUGUGAAGGGGUUUUCCAGAAGUACACUAUGUGGCAGAUAAUGGGUUUUCGGUCGGAAGGAUUGCUGACUGCUAUUUGUUUGCCAUUAUUGCUAACUUCGAUCUUGUUUCUUGGGCCUUUAAGUGUUACCCUCACCAAUGGCGUCUGGCGUAUUUAUUCGGAGCCGAUGUAUUGGAUUAAUGCGGUACAAAAUUUAAUGUGGCUCCGAAAUCAUUUGGUUGCUCCGCUCUCUGAAGAGUUCACCUUCCGUGCCUGUAUGUUGCCACUACUAUUGCAAACUUUUCAACCACGAGUGGCCAUGUUUAUUACACCCUUGCUGUUUGGGUUAGCUCAUCUUCAUCAUAUCAAAGAACGCCUGCGAGACGGAAAAGCACUUAAAGUUGUUCUCACUGUGUCAUUCUUCCAAUUUUUUUAUACCACAAUUUUUGGCAUAUAUUCGGCGUACUUGUUUAUUCGAUCAGGACAUUUUGCGGCACCAUUUGUAGCUCACGCUUUUUGUAAUCAUAUGGGUUUUCCGGAUUUACAAGAAGUUUUACAGCAGAAUGAGCGUCGAAAAGCGAUUUUUCUCGCACUAUAUUUGCUUGGGUUAAUCGGGUGGAUUCUGUUACUACAGAUAUUAACUACACCGAGUUGGUACGCCAACAACCUUUUCUGGGCUGGAGACGUUUGAGGGCAUUACGUUACUAAAAAUAUCUGCCAUAUGUUAGAAAUUAAUUAUCAGUGCAUUAAGUCAAUUCGCAUGUUAAUAUUUGAUGUUUAUCUAGAAUGCAUUUUUUGGUAUAGGCUAAGGUUUUGUAAUAAUUAUUGCAAAUCGCAGCUUUAUUCGAUAGUAAAAAAUAUAAAACAAAAAAAA
Messenger RNA from Sabethes cyaneus, 1262 nucleotides. It is a transcript of the gene Sras, whose product is annotated as CAAX prenyl protease 2. The transcript has 3 exons. The record is from RefSeq and is a predicted model, not a curated record. Gene Ontology annotation, molecular function: metalloendopeptidase activity. Gene Ontology annotation, biological process: CAAX-box protein processing. The coding region runs from base 168 to 1079 and encodes 303 amino acids. Gene Ontology annotation, cellular component: endoplasmic reticulum membrane. Lineage: Eukaryota; Metazoa; Arthropoda; Insecta; Diptera; Culicidae.